Messenger RNA from Lampris incognitus (smalleye Pacific opah), 4915 nucleotides. RefSeq names its product inositol polyphosphate phosphatase-like 1b (gene inppl1b). NCBI's taxonomy places the organism in Eukaryota, Metazoa, Chordata, Actinopteri, Lampriformes, Lampridae. The transcript is spliced from 27 exons. Gene Ontology annotation, biological process: phosphatidylinositol dephosphorylation. The record is from RefSeq and is a predicted model, not a curated record. Bases 855 to 4529 code for a protein of 1224 amino acids. Gene Ontology annotation, molecular function: protein binding; phosphatase activity.
AUGAGGAAAACUGCAAUCAUCAGCUGAACGAUCUGUAGGGUGUUCCUAUUCCCUUAUAUGGCAGCAGAGCUGGGAAAUCAUUUGAAUUUGUCCGGUCUAUGGUUGCAUGCCUUUCUGCUUUUCAGAGCUGACUGACUUCCAUCUGGUACGUGUGUCUCUCUCCGCUGCGUGCGCGUGUGAGUGUGUGGGUGCUCCGUGUGCUGUAUGACUUGCCCUUCUUUACGCUUUACGCUGUCCUGUUGUUUGCAUGUGGGAGUUUUUUUGUUUUUUUGUUUUUAGGACAGGAGGAGGGGCCCGUGUUUGUGGUUAAACUACAGACGCUGUCAUUCCCCCCAGGGCGAGUCACUUUCAUUUCAGGCUCCAUUAAACAUAUUUCUCCACCUCUCUCUCUCCCUCUCGCCCUCUCGCUCUCUCUCUCUCUCUCCCUCCUUAUCGCAGUGAUGUGAUAGUGUUCCUCUAAGCAACACUUUCACCUGUGUUUGAACGGCACAGAAACAAAAAGUGAGACAGCGUUCUCCAACAAUGUGGGCCGGAGCAAGGGGGCUGUUCUAACGGCGGACACACGUAUGGGAUGUUUAUUCACAGGAUACCUCCAAUGCAACAGGAUGUAAGAGCCAGCAGGACCCAGGGAGCACACAGGGAUAAUGGGAAGGCUGUAAUUCACCGGAAGAGGACCACACAUCUAGAGCUCCCGACUUGGAGCAUCUGACAAGCAGGAUCUAUGGUGUCUGAACCAGUCUGAGACAGUUGGUGUACAAGGGUGUUCCAGUAGUGCGUCAGUUGUCAUGUCCAGCUUUUUUGUCACCUUGCAUGGAUUACCUUGGUGAACAUACAAUCUCCUAACACUGGUCAUCAUGGCGAUGGCAACAUGGUACCACCGUGACAUCAGCCGUGUGCAUGCAGAGGACUUGUUGGCCCGUGCAGGUAGGGAUGGCAGCUUCCUGGUGAGGGACAGUGAGUCUGUACCCGGAGCCUACGCCCUGUGUCUGUUGUUCCAACGCCACGUUCACACUUAUCGGAUUCUGCCUGACGCGGAGGGUCUCCUGGCUGUGCAGACAACACAAGGGGUGCAGGUCAACUGUUUCCGUACGCUAGAGGACUUGGUGCUAGGGUACCAGCACCCCCAUAAGGGCCUGGUCACGCCUCUACUUUACCCUGUUAACCGCGACACCGAGACCGGGGAUGAGAGCUCAGAUGAUGAGAAGCCAGCCACAGUUCUAGCUCCAGUUAGCUCGGUACCUUCAACCGGGACACCGGCCACACCAUCUCCUCAUGUCCUUUUUCUGAACAAGUUACAGGAUCUGAGCACAUCAAGCAUGGCAGGCGAGUUAAUCGGACUGCUUAGUGACUACCUGCGCAGCGAGCUGCCUCUUGACAUUGAGAGUUUGCAUAAAGGGUCAUCAAGUCUACACCACCUCCAGCGCACACUGGGUACUGCUUGCCAAGGCCUCAACAGUGAGAUUGACCUGACCCUGGCAAGUCUGGAGACCCUGGCCAAAGUGUUCGACCAUCCAACCUGCCCUCUGAACUGCGCCAAGACACAGGGACCGGAGAUGGAGUUAGACAGCUUGCUGUGUAAGAUCUCCGCCUUGGUGAGCCUUCUGUCCUCUUUGGAGAAAAGGGUACUUAAAGCACUACAGGAUGCAGUAAGUAAUCACAAUCUGGCAGUGCAGCCUCCCCCAACCCCCCCUGAACCAACAGCCGUUAAUACUACCGCUGUCAAGAACCAUGCCAGACCAUGGCCCGUCCACUCCUUUCAGGUGAAGAUGGUGCGCUAUGGCAGACAGACUGUUUCUGUAGACGUGGACACAGGGGUGCUGCUCUUUGACAGGAAGGCUGGCUCAUUUGGCGUGGAGACAGUGUCACAUGACCGAAUCCUGCAGCUAGUCAAGUUCCAGAGCAGUCCGGCCAAAGUACGCAUGGUGGUUGACAGUCACCAAAACACACCACGGGAGCUGAUGUUCGAGAGCACAAGAAAGCAAGAGGCCUUCUGCCAACUGCUGCAGCUGAUGAAGACCAGGCACUCUCAACUGAGUGACCCUGAAUUGAUCUCAGUAUUCGUAGGCACCUGGAAUAUGGGAGGUUCCCCUCCCCCCCGUAGCCUACAGUCUUGGGUGACGUGCUGUGGUUUGGGACACACCCCAGAUGAGUCCACCGCCUUGCUCCCUCAUGACAUCUAUGCUGUGGGAACUCAAGAAAACCCACAGGGCGAGAGAGAAUGGACAGAGCACAUCAAGGCAACUCUUCGCAGCUACACUCACAUUGACUACAAACAAGUGGCAGUGCAAUCCCUCUGGAAUAUGAGGCUGGCUGUGUUCGUGAAGCCUGAACACGAGAGACUGAUCAGUCAAGUGAACACAGCCAGUGUGAAGACUGGCCUGGGGAACACCCUAGGAAACAAGGGAGCUGUUGGGGUAUCCUUCCUCUUCAAUGAAACUUCUUUUGGGUUUGUUAACUGCCACCUGACCUCUGGCAGUGAGAAGGUCCUUAGGAGGAACCAAAACUUUGUGGACAUCCUCAGACUACUCUCACUGGGCCACAAGCAGCUAAGUGCUUUUGACCUCAGCCUGCGCUUUACGCAUCUCUUCUGGUGUGGAGAUCUCAACUACAGACUCGAUUUGGACGUACAGGAUAUUCUGAAACACGUAUCCAAGAGGGAGUUUGAGGAACUCAUGUGUGCAGACCAACUGACCCGAGAAAGACAUAAGAGGAAGGCCUUUCUCAAUUUCACGGAAGAGAAGAUAGCAUUUCCACCCACGUAUCGAUAUGAGCGGGGCUCAAGAGACUGCUAUCUCUGGCAGAAGUACAAGACAUCUGGGGUGCGAGUCAACGUCCCUUCAUGGUGUGACAGGAUUCUGUGGAAGUCCUACCCAGAGACACAUAUCAUCUGCACCUCGUACGGUUGUACAGAUGACAUCUUCACAAGUGACCACUCACCUGUUUUCGCCACAUUUCAAGUAGGAGUGACAUCACAGUUCAUCUUCAAAACAGACUCAAAUUCCAGCUUGGAGAGGGCCAGGAUAGAACUGGAAGGUAUCGAGGCUAUUGUGAAAACAGCAAGCAAAGCCAAAUUCUUCAUUGAGUUUCACUCAUCUUGCAUAGAAGAGACGCGCCGCUCAAGUGAGAAUGACUCCCAGAGCUGUGAUGUGCCCGGGUUUCUAAAACUAGGCUGGUCCUCUAAACAACUUCCAAAGCUUCUCCCAACUGUGUCUGGCAUGGCAUUUCUUCAGGAUCAACACCUGCUGUUGUCUGUCAAGUCAUGUGAUGGGUUCGAAUCAUACGGUGAAUGCUGUGUGGCUCUACGGUCACUUAUUGGUACAUUAGAGCAGUUUGAGACAUUUCUGACUCACCGGGGAGAGGAGAUGGGCUCCAUACGGGGACGGGUUAGGGUCCUUGUGCCCAUGGACAGGCGAGGAACACGGGAGAAGAUCUAUGAGUGGUUCUGCUUUGAAAAGGAUGACAGGGGUCUUGGAAGGGGACAAUCAUCUCCUCAGUCUGCAAGGGUCCCAGUCAACAGGUCUCUGGCAAUUCCUCCCAAAUUAACCCCAAGCAGUUACACCAAUCCUGCCUACUUCAUCUUUGAAGGCGUGUCAGUGCCACGCAGGGUUGAGCAGUCCCCACCACAACGAAGGGACCCUCAGGUGAUCUGGUCUGGAAACGAGGCCCUGCAGCUACCAAAACUUGCAGGAGGGCAGGGCUUUGAUCAAAAGGUCUCUCGCAGAUCAGACUUUGCAGAGAUUGAGAUACCAGCCGUCUUGCCACCAUACACUUCCACCAAAGACCUUCAUCCAUCCCAACCAAGUUCCUCCUAUCAACUUUUCCCUACCAAAAACCCUCCUGCCUCCCCUGCCCAAGUAACACCAAGUAAUAUCACCUCACAAUACCAGGAUCAGGCCUCAAAGCCCAAGGCAAAAUGCCCUGGCAAAAUGAUUGUUCAGGACUCCAUACUACCAGUAAAGAACCAAAGGAACAUGUAUAUGAACCACUCAGCCAUCAUUAGAGAGACAACCAGAGGGGACCAACCUUGGCCUGACCCAGAAAGGACCAGUCCUAUCAGGGGAAACAAGGCUCCACCUUUGUUCCCUUAUGCUUCUACCCGCUUACCGCAGUGUCAUGCCUCAGUUCCCUGGGUGGUGGAGCAACAACACCCUGGAUCUUCAGGGGACAACUCCCUUACUGCCUUGCAAAUUGCCAAGUCUCUCAGUGAGGUGGAUUUUUUUCCCACAGUCCACAGUGGUCCAUCCAUAAUUUACCAGAGGCCAGGUCAAACAAAUGGUCCAACCAUGCCUGCUGACAGGGGAAACAGCUGGGAGAAAGAGGUGUCUGUCCUUCAUGGAGCACCAGAGACAGUGAGGGAACUUCUCAGUACUCUGGGCCUUCAGAAAUACACCCUGGGACUCAGUCUCAAUGGCUGGGAUGAUCUGGACUACUUCAGUGGUAUCACAGAGGAAGAUCUCUGCGCUGCUGGGGUGUCUAACCCUUCACACCGACGCAGGAUAUUGGAGAACCUGCCCAGGAUCUGGAACUGAUAGUCAGUCAGACGGAUACAAAGUACAGAAAAUAUGAGGCCAUAAAGUAUUUCCCCAAUCCUCUCACUUUGUCACAGUCAGGAAGCAGAAUGGAGUCGAGAUUUAAUGGAUAUCAAUAACGGGCAGCAGCUGGACUCAGGCACAGCCCUGUCAUCAUUUCAUUUACUCUAUCAAUACUGUAAUAAUGCUGUGUCUCUUUAUUGGUACACAGCACAGAGGGCGCCGAGCCUAUGAAAUACUCAUCGUGUACCCUGCUCUAUUUACAAGUCAAUUUUUUUUGUCUGUGAGAUGUAAAUUGGAAUCAAAGUAUAAGACGUGUUAUCUCCCAUUACAUGCCCUUUUACAAAUAUUGAUUAUUGUCUCAAGAUCUCGUAAUUUUUGUAUUA